Messenger RNA from Dichotomopilus funicola, 3714 nucleotides. Its product is annotated as glycosyl hydrolase. Gene Ontology annotation, molecular function: sucrose alpha-glucosidase activity. The transcript has 2 exons. Lineage: Eukaryota; Fungi; Ascomycota; Sordariomycetes; Sordariales; Chaetomiaceae. Bases 1 to 3714 code for a protein of 1237 amino acids. Gene Ontology annotation, cellular component: cytoplasm. Gene Ontology annotation, biological process: sucrose catabolic process. The record is from RefSeq and is a predicted model, not a curated record.
AUGGUCCCCUUCUUUGCCUCUGCCCUGCUUUGCGGCCUCUCGCUUUUUCAGGAAGUAGGCGCGCAAACCUACGAUGAGCUGUACCGGCCCCGCUAUCACUUCACCCCGGCUAAGAACUGGAUGAACGAUCCCAACGGUCUUCUUUGCCACAACGGCGUCUACCAUCUGUACUACCAGUACAACCCGGGCGGAGAUACCUGGGGAGCCAUGUCGUGGGGCCAUGCGGCCAGCAAUGAUCUGAUCCACUGGAAACACCAGCCCGUUGCUCUCCUUGCCCGUGGUUACCCCGAUAGCAUCACUGAGAUGUUUUUCUCUGGUUCUGCUGUCGCCGACACCGGGAACACGAGUGGUUUUGGCAAAAACGGAACAGUUCCACUUGUGGCAAUGUAUACCUCCUAUUAUCCCGGGUCACUCAAUCUUCCUAGCGGCAAGUCAGUCAACGGAGGACAGCAAGCCCAAUCCAUUGCGUACAGCCUCGACGACGGCACCACCUGGACAACAUACGAUGCCGCUAACCCCGUCAUACUCAACCCGCCCGCACCCUACGCCGAUCAGUGGCGCGACUUCCGAGACCCAUUCGUCUUCUGGCACGAGCCAACCCAGAAAUGGGUUUCCGUCAUCUCGCUGGCCCAACUACACAAGUUGCUCUUCUACACCUCGCCCAACCUGAAGGACUGGACUUUGGCCAGCGAGUUCGGCCCGAUGAACGCAGUCGGAGGUGUCUGGGAGUGUCCCGGUAUCUUCUCACUUGCCCUUGACGGGGACGCGGCGCAGACCAAGUGGGUGGUACAGAUUGGACUCAACCCUGGUGGGCCGCCUGGGGUUGUUGGCUCUGGAACGCAAUACAUUGUCGGUGAUUUCAAUGGCACGGCGUUUGUUGCCGACUCCAACGCAGCAGCCGCGGAUACCACAUUCCAAGAUUUCGAAGGCACUGACGACUUUGCGUCUCGCGGCUGGGUUGCCACUGGGGGAUUAGUCGGGGCUGCACCGGCCCAUGGGACACUCGGUGGACAGCAAAGCGUCUCUGGUUUUGCCGGCUCUGGCUUCGUCAACACUUUCCUGGACGUAGACUCAACCACCGGCACGCUCACCUCGCCGUUAUUCAACAUUACUCGACCGCUCAUCAACUUCCUCAUCGGCGGCGGCAAUGCCCCGGGCGUUGAAUGCAUCAACCUUGUGGUCGGCGGUCAGGUUGUCCGCACUGCCACGGGCAGUGACAGCGAGCAUCUGGUGCCGCAGAGCUGGGACGUUACAGACCUGAUUGGCCAGGACGCCGUCAUCGAGAUCGUGGACCUCAGCACGGGUGGCUGGGGACAUAUCCUGGUGGAUGAGAUUUCGUUUUCCGACAUAUCGGCUGCGUCGCGAGGGACCAACUGGAUGGACUGGGGCCCUGACUACUACGCUGCGGCAUCGUUCAAUGGACUUGCGUCCGAAGACCGCACUAACGUUGCCUGGAUGAACAACUGGCAAUACGCGGCCAACAUUCCUACCUCUCCAUGGCGCAGCAUGUUGUCGAUCCCUCGGAAACUGUCACUCCAGACCAUCAGCGGGUGGCCAACCCUGAUCCAGCAACCUGCCGUCAACUUGACCACUCUGCAGACCGGAACGUAUUCCAACACCUUCAACACUGUGGCUGAGGGGGCCCAAGUCAUUCCGCUCUCUGGGAAGUCUCUCGAUAUCACCGCGACAUUCUCUGACCGGAGCUCGGCGUCAGGUCAAUUCGGCCUCCUCCUCCGGACAACCUCUGAUCUGACGCAGCAGACACGGAUCGGGUACGACUUCGGCUCCAAGCAGAUGUUUGUUGAUCGAACCAAGUCCGGAAAUGUCGGGUUUGACGGGACCUUCUCCAAUACGUAUUCCGCCCCGCUGGUGGCUGGCAGCGACGGCAAGAUCACACUGCGCAUCCUUCUCAAUUCCUCUUCGGUUGAAGUCUUUGGUGGUAAGGGCGAGGUCACCUUGUCGGCGCAGAUCUUCCCCCAGGACGCAGGCGUAGAUGUCUCUCUUUUCUCGACUGGGGGAAGUACAAAUGGGGUCACGAUUGAUGCCAAGAUCCUGGGGUCGGCUUCCAACAACACGCCCACGAACACCACGACUCUCAGCACCAGAGCGACCCUCAGCAGCACCAGCACAACCCUCGGCGGCACCGGCACGACUCUCGGCCCCAGCACGACCCUCAGAACAGCGAUAGCCAGUACAACCGCCAUCGUCCCCCCUUCGGCCACGCCACCCGUCGAUUUCCGCCCUGUUUUCCACUUCGUGCCAGACCAGAACUGGAUGAACGAACCCAACGGUCUUAUCAAGAUCGAUUCCACGUGGCACCUUUUCUUCCAGCACAAUCCCACCGGAAACUUCUGGGGCAACCUGAGCUGGGGCCAUGCAACGAGCACCGAUCUAGUAUCCUGGACGCACAAACCUGUUGCCAUCUCCAGCGCAAACGGCAUCCAAGCGUUCACGGGCACGUCGUAUGCCGACCCGCAGAACCUUUCAGGACGAGGAUCGUCAUCCAACCCACCAUAUCUCGCCUUCUACACUGGUUACGACCCAUCGACCGGGGUGCAGGAUCAGCGGCUGGCGUACAGUCUCGACCAGGGCGCCACAUGGACUAAGUACGAGCCAGGCAAUCCGAUCAUCCUGCAAAGCCAGGAAGCGCCCCAUGAUGUCACCGGCGGUCUGGAAAUCCGCGAUCCGAAAGUCUUCUACCAUGCUCCCUCCAGCAGAUGGGUCAUGAUUCUCGCACACGGCGGUCAGGAUAAAGUCAGCAUCUGGACAUCCAGCGAUGCACUCGCCUGGACCUGGGCAAGCGACUUCAAGGCCAGCAACAUUCCCAACUUGCCCGGUGGGAUCAGCGGGUGGGAGGUGCCCGACUUUUUCCAGCUCCCCAUCAGCGGAACAAACCAAACAAAAUGGGUCAUGCUCAUCACGCCUGCACAAGGCUCCCCCGCUGGCGGUAACGGCGUCUUUGCGCUCACAGGCUCCUUCGACGGCUCCUUGUUUACCGCAGAUCCCGUCAACGACUCCAGCACCUUCUGGCUCGACUACGGCCGCGACUGGGACGGCGCCCUAAGCUGGGAAAACGUCCCCACUGCGGACGGACGCAGGAUCCUCGCUUCCGUGAUGAACAGCUACGGCGGAAACCCCCCGACCAACACCUGGAAGGGCAUGCUCUCGUUUCCCCGCACGCUGGAGCUGCAGCAGUUCAACGGCAACAAGCUGCGGUUCCUGCAAAACCCUGUGGAUGAGCUCGACACGUACGGCUGGCCGGUCGCAAACAUCACCGGCCAAACGCUGGCCCCUGGCGAUCAGCCUCUGCUCACCGACGUCCACUCCCGCACCCUCGACAUCAAGAUCUCUUUUACCCCUUCUCCUGGCUCUACGCUCUCUCUCGCUGUUCGCAAGGCAGGCUCGGUACAGACCCUUGUCAACUAUAUGCAGAGCUCGCAACAACUGCAGGUGGAUCGCAAUGCUAGUGGGAAUACCUCGUAUGAUCCUGCCGCUGGCGGUGUUCACACUGCUACAUUGCAGCCGGGUUCGGAUGGGCACGUGAAGUUGCGGGUUGUGGUGGAUGUGUGCUCGAUCGAGGUUUUUGGUGGGCAAGGGGAGGUGGUUAUUUCGGAUCUGAUCUUUCCCGAUGUGAGCGCUGAUGGUGUGUCGCUGGGGGUGUCGGGGGGGAGUGUGGUUUUGGGGUCGGUGGAAGUGAGGGAAGUACUUGUUUGA